Daldinia caldariorum is the source of this 1260-nucleotide messenger RNA. Its product is annotated as PDT-domain-containing protein. Gene Ontology annotation, molecular function: chorismate mutase activity; prephenate dehydratase activity. The record is from RefSeq and is a predicted model, not a curated record. Gene Ontology annotation, cellular component: cytoplasm. Gene Ontology annotation, biological process: L-phenylalanine biosynthetic process. Lineage: Eukaryota; Fungi; Ascomycota; Sordariomycetes; Xylariales; Hypoxylaceae. Bases 84 to 1193 code for a protein of 369 amino acids. The transcript is spliced from 3 exons.
AUCCUUGAUAUCUUCUCUCUUCCACUUCUUCUCAUAGCACAGUAAUCCUCACGAGACCGAAUAGAAAGCCAAUUGCAAUUGCGAUGGAGUCAACCGCCGGAAAGCAGCAGGACAAUGGCCCUGGCGCAAAACCCACCGUGUGCUUUCUAGGCCCGGUUUCGUCUUAUACACACCAGGCCACACUAAAUACAUUCCCCGAGGAUAAAUUUAACUUUCUCCCCGUAGAUACUAUCAAAGACAUCUUCGAAACAACACAGUCCGGCCGCGCGACCUGCGGCGUGGUCCCCUUCGAGAACUCGUCCAACGGCUCCGUGGUGUUCACGCUCGACCAGCUCGCCGACCGCGGCGGCGAGUACCCGGACCUGUCCGUGUGCGCGGAGAUCUACCUCGACGUGCACCACUGCCUGGUCGGUCGGCGGCGGGGGCGGGGGGGGAACAAGCAAGGAGAGGAAGACGGGGACGGGGACGGGGAGGGAGACGGAAGCGAGCUCGCGCACGUCGAACGCGUGUACAGCCACCCCCAGGCCUUCGGCCAGUGCACCGGGUUCCUGCGCGCGCGCCUGCGCGGCGUCGAGACCGUCGACGUCAGCUCCACGAGCCGCGCCGCGGCCCUCGCCGCGGACGACCCGACGGGGUCCAGCGCGGCGGUGUCCAGCGCCGUCGCCGCCCAGCGGCUCGGGCUGGACGUCCUGGCGCGCAACAUCGAGGACCGCGAGGACAACACGACGCGGUUCUUCGUGCUGCGACGUGGGAACGGCAGCAGCAACGAUAAUAGUAACGAUAACAGCACUAGCGGUAGCGGUAGCGGUAGCGGCGAGGUUGUUGCCCUCCACCCUCCGAUCCCGGAGCUGGAAGAAGUGAUCAACGCGCGCAGACCCGACGGAGCCGGAGACGCAGCCGGUACAGAUCGGGAUGUGUACUCGCGCACCAAAUCGCUCGCGUCCUUCACCGUGCCGCACCGGUCGCCGGGCGCGCUCGCCUCCGUGCUCGAGUGCUUCCGGCGGGCGCGGCUGAACCUGACGAGCAUCAACAGCCGGCCGAGCCUGGCGGCGCCGUUCCGGUACGUCUUCUUCGUCGAGUUCGAGGGCCACCGCCUGCGGGACCCCGAGCGCCGCGUCGCCGACGCCCUGGCCUGCGUCGCCGCCGUCGCGCAGAGCUGUCGGUGGUGGGGCAGCUGGGAUAGUAUGCGGUAAUCACCGGGGGAGGACGGGCGGUGAGGGGGUGAGGGGUGUGAGAGGUGGGAGGUGAGAUGGAAAAGGG